CAGAACUGUUACCUGUUCUGCAAAAUUUGUGCAGAAGAUCGGAAGCUGUGAAUUCUCUGCGUUGGCCUCGCAGAUCUCUAACGUGUUCAUGCACUAAUGGAGUACAGAAGGAUCAAAGAUCAGGAUAAAGAUGACAAUGGAGAUGGCAGUGGGGCUGGUGUCGCUGCGGCAGAUGACAUAGAGAGCUUGCGCAGCGGGAAAGCAAUUUCAGGUGCGAGUAAUGUAGCAAAAUUGGGAGGAAGUUCUUUUGAUCGAUCCAAGUGGCAGCAAAAGUCCAUAGUUACAUUGGCAUUAACAAUUCUUACUAGUUCACAAGCAAUACUCAUUGUGUGGUCCAAAAGAGCCGGCAAAUAUGAGUAUAGUGUUACGACUGCAAACUUUAUGGUGGAGGCUUUAAAGUGUGCAUUAUCACUUGCGGCUUUGAGUCGAAUCUGGAGAAGUGAAGGUGUGACUGAAGAUAACAGGUUGAGCACAACGUAUGAAGAGGUUAUUGUCUACCCUAUUCCUGCAGCACUUUACCUUGUCAAGAAUUUGCUCCAGUAUUACAUUUUUGCUUAUGUGGAUGCACCGGGUUAUCAGAUAUUGAAGAACUUUAAUAUCAUCAGCACUGGCGUUUUGUACAGAAUUAUACUUAAGAAAAAGUUAAGUGAGAUUCAGUGGGCAGCAUUUAUUCUACUUUGUGCUGGGUGCACUACUGCACAGCUGAACUCAAACUCUGAUCGUGUUCUUCAGACACCUUUUCAAGGUUGGCUGAUGGCUAUAAUAAUGGCACUCUUGAGUGGAUUCGCUGGAGUGUACACUGAGGCUAUAAUUAAGAAACGUCCUUCAAGGAAUGUAAAUGUUCAAAACUUCUGGUUAUACGUGUUUGGGAUGGCGUUCAAUGCUAUUGCCAUGCUGAUUCAAGAUUUUGACGCAAUCGCGAAUAAGGGAUUCUUCCAUGGUUACUCAUUUAUUACGGUUCUCAUGAUUCUGAAUCAUGCACUCAGUGGCAUUGCUGUAUCAAUGGUGUUGAAGUAUGCAGAUAAUAUUGUGAAGGUUUAUUCUACUUCAGUGGCAAUGCUUCUCACUGCUGUUGUUUCUGUUUUCCUGUUUCGGUUUCAUCUUUCCCUCGCCUUUUUCCUCGGAUCAACCGUCGUAUCGGUUGCGGUCUAUCUACAUUCAAUUGGGAAGCUGCAAAGGUAAUGAAAACUUUCAAUGGUAAUUGAAACAAUGGCGGUCGAUUUUAUAUCAGUGUAUAUGGGGUAAUUCCUCGUGCCCUUUUUGCCCCUUCACUUUGCCCCAUUAUAUGUUCCAACUGGUUACAUGAGAAAAUAUGAAUUCCAGCUACAAGUUAGAUAACAGAUUACUGGCGUAUACAUAAUAGGUUUUUUAUUACCCGAAAUGCAAGAUUCAGCCUCAAGUAUUGUUAGCAACACUGAGGGGAAUUUGAGCUGCUUGCUUAAUUUUCCUGCUUUAUAGGUGGCAUGAUGCCAUAAUUUUUACCAAGAAGCUUGCAAGAGCUAACUUGGAACUACAGAGUUAUUUUAGAUUCGGUUGGAGACUAAAAAGGAAGAAAAAGAAGAAAUGUUAGGAUGAGCUCGACUGUUCAUACUUCGUAAUGGCCAACAUGAGCAUAGUUCAACGGUUAAGACUUGUUAUUCCUUUUCUAGGGGUUGGAGCUUACCUUGGUAUACUCAACAAAAGAGAAAAAAAAAGUUUACCUACAAAUGUUCCAAUGUGGUUUCAUUUAAUAAUUACUUAGAGGGGAGAGGGAUUUGGAUUUAUGUUACCAAACUUUAGAUCUGAAAAUCUCCAUUAAAUUCUGAAAUCCCGUCUGGUCAUUUUUUUUCCUUCUUCUUCUUCUUCUUCUUUUGGGUUGUAAUUAACACAAUGUAUUUGGUGUAUUUUAAAGAUAAAAUAGUAUAAAUAAUAAAUUUGACUAUA
Molecule: messenger RNA, 1923 nt
Organism: Momordica charantia (bitter melon)
Lineage: Eukaryota; Viridiplantae; Streptophyta; Magnoliopsida; Cucurbitales; Cucurbitaceae
Product: CMP-sialic acid transporter 4
Biological process (GO): pyrimidine nucleotide-sugar transmembrane transport
Cellular component (GO): Golgi membrane
Molecular function (GO): pyrimidine nucleotide-sugar transmembrane transporter activity
Source: RefSeq, a predicted model, not a curated record